Messenger RNA from Ictalurus punctatus (channel catfish), 1861 nucleotides. It is a transcript of the gene tnfrsfa, whose product is annotated as tumor necrosis factor receptor superfamily, member a. The record is from RefSeq and is a predicted model, not a curated record. The transcript is spliced from 10 exons. NCBI's taxonomy places the organism in Eukaryota, Metazoa, Chordata, Actinopteri, Siluriformes, Ictaluridae. Gene Ontology annotation, cellular component: plasma membrane; cell surface. Gene Ontology annotation, molecular function: protein binding. Gene Ontology annotation, biological process: positive regulation of apoptotic process; TRAIL-activated apoptotic signaling pathway. Bases 230 to 1528 code for a protein of 432 amino acids.
AAGUUUCUCAGCUGCUGAACGGCGGACGCUUCGUGAGCACACAGUCGCGGCUCUGAGUUUUCAGUUUCGCUCGCUAAAUAUGACAAGAAGUGGAUAGUAGGAUUCGAUACGGAUUUCGGUUGAGUUGCGGAACGGAAUUUAUUUUGUUCUGGGCGUGUUUUUCAAAGGGAAAACUUUUGGGAAAAGUUGUGGGGGGGGAAACAAAUAGGACCCUCCGUCACGGAGCAGGAUGGGCAAAGAGCUCACGAUGGAACACACGGUUUUUCUUCUCAUGCUGGCUCUGACGGCGGCGAGCAGCCGAGCAGCCGAGCUCGGCUUCCAGCUGAACCAGACGGCCAAGCAGCACGUGUGUCUGGAGAACCAGCAGUAUCCUCAUAAGGGGUUCUGCUGCGAAAACUGCGAGGCCGGCACCUACGUGAAGGAGAAGUGCACCGCGGAUCUGGAGAAGGGAACGUGUGAACGAUGCAAGGAGGGCACCUACGCCGAGCACCCGACCGGCAUGGACCAGUGCCUUCAGUGCAGUCCGUGCCCUGCAGGUCAGAUAAUAACAGAGGCGUGCACAAACACGAGGGACACGAAGUGUGAAUGCAAGUCCGGGACUUUCUGUCUGCCAGAUGAGCCCUGUGAAGUAUGCAAGAAGUGCACUAGGUGCAAAGCGGAUGAAAUCGAGGAGCGUCCAUGCACUCCGACCUCCAACACGAAGUGUAAAAAACGGCCUUCAUCACCUCACGACCCCACCGUGACGCCCACAAUCUCACCUGCACCCCGAAAUGAAAGUAAUGGGACCGUAGUGAUUUUUAUCGUGGUGGUUUGCGUGCUUCUAAGCGUCAUUGUUCCCAUCGCUCUGGCGGUUUGGAAGAAGACACGACUCUGUGGAAAACGAGCAAGCCCAGUGGCUCAAAAUCAUGACGUAAAGAUUCCAAUAGACGGUGUUAGUGUCCGUACCUCUGAGGAGUGUGAGAACAGCCAUAACGCGGGAUUAGAGGAGGCGGAGCUGCCUCGCACUGAGCUUCGUCCGCUCCUGCUGCAGGAGACGCUUAGCCCAGGGGGUAAAAGCAUCCCGGUGGAAGACGAGGACCGAGGACUUGGGGACAGCCUACCAAACACCACCAGCUCCUCCCAGACCAGUCUGUCAGCCCUGCCAGUCAACAUGUCACCUUCUGUCUCAGCAAAUGAGAAGGAGGUGGAGCCAUGGGCCAGGGAGGAUGGCACACCCAGAAGACUUGUUCCAUUACUUGCCGAGGAGGUGUCUCUAAGCAAGAGCUUCGACCUGUUUGACGUUCUGGAUGUGCGCGUGCACAACAAGUUCUUUCGCAGCAUCGGCGUAAACGACAACGCCAUCAAGCUCGCCGAGUCGCACAACGCCAGCGACAAGGUGUACGAACUGCUGCGCGUGUGGAUGCAGCGCGAGGGACUCCGCGCCAACAUCAACCACUUGCUGCAGGCGCUGCUCGACCUCGACCAGCGCUACUCGGCCGAGCAGAUCGCGUCCCGCUCGGUCGAGCGCGGAUACUACAAAUACGAGUGAUUACUUAAAGAGGAGAGAGGAAAGAAAAAAAAAUCAAUCGUAACCAACUUGUAAAUCGGAAAGUAUCGCGCCGUUCCUUUUCACAGCCUGUAACGGACUGACGGCGCGCGCGUCGUUUACGAUGAGCUGGUUUUAAUAUGAACAAAACUCGUGUAAACACUAGACUUGUGAACUAUAACAAGCAACUUGGCAUUCGAGAGUCAUGUGGAGGAGCUAGAUUUUUUGAUUUUUUUUUUUAUUAUUAUUAUAUUUUUUUUUUUUGGCUGCUGUAGCUGAACACAUCUUCAUGCCUCCCAUUACCUCUUAAGUCUAUUAAAGAAAAAAGAAAAUGCA